Molecule: messenger RNA, 1759 nt
Organism: Durio zibethinus
Lineage: Eukaryota; Viridiplantae; Streptophyta; Magnoliopsida; Malvales; Malvaceae
Source: RefSeq, a predicted model, not a curated record
UAAGGUAAAGGUGUGUCUCAAUCUUAGAGGUUCCAUUCCUAAAGUAAAAGUUUCAUUGGAAACCCACCCAGAGAAGAUCCUUUUCUAGACUUUCGGUGCUUAAAUUCAACAACUCUCGUUCCUUUUAUUCUUUUCUCUUUCUUUCUGUUAAACUUGGGACAAUGGAAUCAAUUGUUUCUCUGCCUCAAUCUCCGUAAUCGAUCUCCCAAUGUUGGCAAAUGCUCUUUGCUACAGAGACAGAAAAGAAAAAGCUACGGCCUACAAUUGCUGACUUUGUAUCGCCUAUAAUAUUUCUGUUCUCUCUCUCCUUUUUUUUCCUUUGCUUUGACACCAAAAUCUAUAUCUACUACUACAUUUAAUAACAUAGUCUGGUGUUCGUUGAGGUUUUUGAAUCUUCUGCCCGCUCUCUGGGAAUGGAAACUUGAGCUAAAACAUGUUUCUGAGGUUCAGGUAACAGUACUGACUAUGGCAGUUGAAGUUUUCUCAGAGAUUUCAAGCGCAGGAAUCAGCCCAAGAAUCUCGUUUUCUCAUGAUCUCAGCCAAAAAGAUGAUGCAGAACCCAUUGAAGAACAACAUCACCGGAGAUUGGACACAUCACUCUUGGAUUCCAGUUCGGAUUUCGAUUUCUGCUUUGGCAAUAGUUUUGUCCAAGAAUUGCCCUCAGCUGAUGAGCUCUUUUCGAAUGGCAAGAUUCUACCAAUUGAAAUCAAGAAAAAAACGGUUGUUGCGAAACAAGUUUAUCAUCAAUCUGAGCCUGUUGCUUCUUCUCCCCAUCAGAAAACUGCAGACAACACAGGGAAGAAAAGAUUGAAAGAAUUUUUGUCCAUGAGUAUUGAUGCAGAUGACAAGCCUGCGUCCAGAUCUUUCUGGCAGUUCAAAAGAAGCAGUAGCCUCAAUUGUGAGAGUACUCGAAGCAAAAGCCUAAUCCGCUCACUUCAGUUUCUUUCACGCAGCAAUUCAACUGGUUCAGCUCCAAAUCCAAAACCAACAAUGCUUUCAAAAGAAACCCAGAAGCAGCAUUUGCAGAAGCGGCCAUCUUUGUCAAGAAAAUCAUCAGGGCCAAGUUCUUCUGGUGCAUUUUACACUUACAGUUCUACCCAAAAGCAUCCAUUAAAGAAGAAUUAUGGAGCAUAUGGAAAUGGAGUUCGAGUCAGUCCUGUUUUGAAUCUUCCACAUCCAUUCAUUUCCAAUGCAACUGUGAGUUUUUUUGGGUUUGGUUCACUCUUCUGUAACGGUAAGGUGAAAAAGAAGAAAAGCUGAAAAUUUCAGUUCCAAAGACUGAAACUUUCAAGUACAGUUGGGUUUUAGCUGUUCAUGAAUUAGCAUAUCUGUAAAUUGAAAGAAGAAAAUUUAGCAGAGAAAGAGAUUGGUCUUAUCAAAGUACAAUGGGGAAUCUGGUUUACUUUUUUUAGAGUGAAAAACAACAGUGAAACAACAGAUCAAAUGGGUGUUAUUCUCCUUUUUCAUGCAUAUCAUCAUUGUUAUGGACUUAGCAGACAGGUAAACAUGGGAUUUCUCUUUCAUGGCUAUCCAUGCUUACUUCUUUUUCAUUUUUUUUUCUUUUUCAAUCUAUAAUUAAUUAAAUGUGGCCAUCUUUUUUUCUGUCUUCAACCGUGAUUGAUGCUUCCUUUUGUUGUUUUGCUUGAUUUAAAAUACAAAGUAAUAAGAUUGUGCAUUUGGGUCCAAGAGGGACCAUGUUUUGGUGUCUUUUUGUUCUAUCUUGGUUUAAAGACAGAACAGUUCCUAAUGCAUUGGCUUU